Molecule: messenger RNA, 216 nt
Organism: Cladocopium goreaui
Lineage: Eukaryota; Dinophyceae; Suessiales; Symbiodiniaceae
Source: the annotation of a GenBank genome assembly
AUGAUCUUGGCAGGCAUUGGCUUGAUCUUCUUCUUGGUGACCUUAGUGGUUGGUCUCUUCAAAACAGGAGCCAGCCUGGAUUCCCUGCUCCAUAGCGGCUUUGUGGGCACCUUCGGGGUCGUUGGCAAGAGGUUGAGUGAUCAGGGCAUUGGCUUUGAAGAUACCAUGCAGAAUCUGGAAGUGAAGUUGGAGGCGCGGGGGAAAGCCUUAGGAUAA